AUGUACUUCUUUUGUCUCGCCGCCUCUCUCCCCCCCUCCGCCUCUCCCUUCCCCUUUCCCUUCAUUCCCGUCCCCCCUUCCUCCCCCCCACCACGUCCUCUACUUCAUCCGCCUCCCGGCCUAUCUGUCGUUUACUUCAUCCGCCUGGCUGCUUUUCUGCGCUCUGCGGGACCGCUGGUGGUUUACUUCAUCCGCCUGGCCGCCUAUCUGCGCUCGCUGGGUCCCUUGGUGCUCUGGAUUGUCAUAGAGGCGCCGCUUAAGACAGAGGAGACGGCGGAGCUGCUGAAGCAGCACGCGGGGUCGUGCCUGCCAGCUGGUGACGCCAGCUGUCGGCGAAUCAACUACGUCCACCUGGAGACCCGCCGGGUGGAGACGUCCAAGUGGAACAAGGCAGUGCUGCAGCGCAACACCGCGCUCGACUUCAUUCAGGAGAGGCGCAUUCAAGGCGUCGUUUACUUCAUGGACGAUGACAAUGCGUACCUCCCUCAGCUGUUUCUCGAGUUUCAGAGCAUAAAAAACGUGGGUGUGUUCCCCGUCGGCUUCCUCUACCCGGACGAAUACUCGAGGCGGAACCGGCAUAUACACCACACGCCCAUGGUAGAGAGACCGCUUGUAAAGAGGACGGAGAGCGGGGGCCUGCAGGUGUACGGGUGGGAGACGUUUGAGUGGUUCAUCUCAAAGGCCAGGCGGAAAUUCAACGUUGACAUGGGAGGAUUUGCGUUCCGGUGA
Molecule: messenger RNA, 729 nt
Organism: Closterium sp. NIES-65
Lineage: Eukaryota; Viridiplantae; Streptophyta; Zygnematophyceae; Desmidiales; Closteriaceae
Source: the annotation of a GenBank genome assembly